AUGGGUAAGAAAUCGUGCAUUUAUGCCACCUACAUAAUUCUUCUUGUUAUGGAGGUGGUCCUUCUCAUGAUCACUGCAAUGAUACUUUCCAAUCCAUUCUUCAUUCUCAUUCCAAUCGAGAAAUUCGAUCCUUACAUCGUCACCUAUUGUAUUGUUAAUGUUAUUCAAGCUAUUCUUUGCGUUAUUACGCUUAUUGGAUUAAUUCGAACCAGCACAUCCGUUCUUAUUGUCUGUCAUUGGAUUUCAUGCUUUACAUUAACUGUCGAUGGUGCGAUGAUCUUUUUAUUUUCAACUCUAAUGAGUUCCGCUCAUACGGGAUUGGAGAAUCACAUAACUCUCCUCUACACUGAGAAUAUAAUCGAGGAGAAUUGCGGAGUUUGGGAAGACGCCUAUCAUCAGCUAAAAUGUUGCCCGCCAAGUUUUAUUCUGAAUGCGUGCAGCCAUAUGCUCAAUGUUACUAAGAUCUAUUGUCCAUUGGAUCACUCGAAUAGCUGCAACACGAAAUUGAGAAAGUGGCUCACUGACAAAAGUGGAAUUUUCGGUAUCUGCGCUUACUGUGUCAUUGUGCCGCUCAAGAUAUUCAUUUGUCUAGCAUUGCGAAAGGACAUUGAAGAAGUCGAGCUCGAAAAGCAAAAUCAGGAUUACGUCAAAGAAAUGAUGAACGAAGUAAACAAACACGGCGAUGGUUAUAUCAACGAUUUCAAAUUCUCGAGAAUUGAUUUUGCCGAAACAAAUCAGAGAACAGUGGUUUCGGAAUAUUCGCCAUUCAUCAAAAAAUCCGUCAUCGAUGAAGUUGAGCACGAGUUUACAGUUCGCGGCGAGCAGUGGCGUCAAAUGCUGGCUCACACAAUCCAUAGCAGCUCAACGCCAAACUUUUAA
This is a messenger RNA of Caenorhabditis bovis, 879 nucleotides long. NCBI's taxonomy places the organism in Eukaryota, Metazoa, Nematoda, Chromadorea, Rhabditida, Rhabditidae. The record is from the annotation of a GenBank genome assembly.